Messenger RNA from Silurus meridionalis, 2317 nucleotides. RefSeq names its product protein phosphatase targeting COQ7 a (gene pptc7a). The transcript has 6 exons. Bases 353 to 1246 code for a protein of 297 amino acids. Lineage: Eukaryota; Metazoa; Chordata; Actinopteri; Siluriformes; Siluridae. The record is from RefSeq and is a predicted model, not a curated record.
GAGAGUGACGUCACGCAGUCACGAGACGCGUUGUUAUGUAAGCGGUUAAUGAGGUCCAGGCCACGCGGUGUGCUGUAGCUCAGUGCCGUAAUGUGUUUAGAGGAUUAAAAUCGCAUGUGGGUAAUAUGUGGAGGAUAGAUGAGUGUAAAGAGAGUUCGAUUUGAAUCAGCGGUAAGACAGACAGAGACAGAGACAGACAGAGAGAGCAAGAGAAAGAGGGAAUUUAGAAGUUUGAUUCUACUCGGAUCCUCACUGGAUUGAGCUCACAGUUUGCUAGGUUGUGUGAGGGGUGACAGGCGGCGGGCUGAGCCCCGGACAGUAGAGCCGGCUUUGGCCUGCUGGAGCUCGGGGGAUGUUGUCCGUGCUCUCCUGCGGCAGACUGCUGGCCCGCGCUGUCCUCGGCGGCCUUUCCCAAACCGACAGCCGGGAUUACAGCCUCGUAUCGGCCAGCUUUGGUUAUGGCAAAGAUUUCCGCAAGGGUAUUUUAAAGAAAUGCAUGUGCUACGGGGAUGACGCCUGGUUUAUCGCGCGACACAGAUCCGCUGAUGUGUUGGGUGUAGCUGAUGGAGUGGGAGGCUGGAGGGAUUAUGGGGUUGAUCCUUCUCUAUUCUCUGGAACUCUCAUGAGGACAUGUGAGAGACUGGUCAAGGAAGGCCACUUUGUGCCGAGCAACCCUGUGGGAAUUCUUACUACCAGUUAUUACGAGCUCCUUCAGAACAAAGUACCUCUCUUAGGAAGCAGCACAGCCUGUAUAGUGAUGCUGGACAGGCGGAGUCACCGGCUUCACACAGCAAAUUUGGGAGAUUCUGGCUUUUUGGUUGUUCGAGGAGGGGAGGUAGUACACAGGUCUGAUGAGCAGCAGCACUAUUUCAACACACCCUUCCAGCUUUCAAUUGCUCCUCCAGAGGCAGAGGGCUCUGUUCUUAGUGACAGCCCCGAAGCUGCAGACAGCACAUCCUUCGAUGUCCAGUUAGGAGACAUCAUCCUUACAGCCACAGAUGGGCUCUUUGACAACAUGCCAGACUAUAUGAUCUUACAAGAACUCAAGAAGCUCAAGAACACCAAUUAUGAGAGCAUCCAGCAGACAGCCAAGAGUAUUGCAGAACAGGCCCAUGUUUUGGCAUAUGACCCCAAUUACAUGUCACCUUUUGCACAGUUUGCUUGUGACAAUGGCCUGAAUGUUAGAGGAGGAAAGCCAGAUGACAUCACUGUCCUACUGUCUAUCGUUGCGGAGUACACAGACUGAGGUGCUCCACUUGUCCUCUUCACUAGAGCAGUCAUUACUUCCUGCUGGCAGGAUGGGCAGAAUUUCAUUUCUUUGCCAAGGACCAAACUCUGAUCCCCUUUAUUGGAUUUGACACUGACCUUUACAGCUUCAUGUAAACCACCCAUAAAUAAGCAAAAUGAUAAAUAAUUAAAAAACAAAUAGAAUCGUUUGAGACCAAUCCAUUGCAUCUUUGAUUAUGAAUAAAGAAAAUAGCAUGCAGGAAACAUUUUUUGACAUGACAAAAGCUAAAAAUGAGUAGCAUAACACGAACCACUAUGCAGGAAUAUGCAACAUGAAAUUAACCAGUGAGAGGACUAACGUUGUUCCAGCAGGGAGAUGUGUGGAGAUAAUCAUGAAAAAAUGCAUCAUUAUGCCAGGAGAGGCCUAUCUGUGGAGUCUAGAGAUGAAGAAAUGUGUCAUGAUGCUAAUAGCAAACCCGUAGCGACUCAUGAUGAUCAGUUUGGCCUUGAAUAAUCAAUUUAAAAAGCCAUUUUUAACUAACUUGUGUCUUUAAUCUGGCUGUAAUCUGAUUCUUUGUUGAUGUAUAACACCACAAUCCAGGAACCAGGGUAAAGGGAAGUCAGACGAAUGUGAAUAAGUGGACAAUUUCAUUGUGUUGUUUUUGUUUACUUGUUCUCUUUUUUUAUAUUUAAUAUAUUAAAUAUUGUGUUCGAUUAGUUUUUCAGCACAGUCUGGGUUGUGAUGUAAGAAUAAUGCAAGAGACUGCAAGGUUUUAUCUUUUGAGGAAAAAAACCCUUCACGCUCUUUUAACCACUUUAAAGGUUCACGUGUGUGCAUGCAUGUGGACGCGAGUGAUAUACUGUAUGUAAAUACAAACUUCUGUAUAUCUAUGUAUGCAUUAGGAAACAAACAAUUGUAUACGAAUAUCUUAUAUUUUAUAAGUGUAAUUUGUGUGUUCCAACUUUUUUGUAAUCUUACUUUGAAAUAUUCCUUGACAUGUACACUUAAUACACAGGGAUUUAAUGCUUAACGCAUUUAUGAAUGCGUUAAGCAUGUGUGUGUUAUGUCUAAUAAAGAUCUAUUUUUCUA